AUGCCUUUGAGCAUACAAGCCCCCACAUCAAAGGCAGAGGCCCAGCAAUUCUUAGUAGGCAUGAUGAUGCCAACUAUGGAUGGAGCAAAGGCUGCAGAGGUCAUAUCCUCAUGGUUCCAGCUGAAGAAGAAGCCAGGCUUGAAGAUUGAGGCAUGCAAGCUGGUUGACCCAUGCCUCAAGUGGGAUGGCACAGUGGAUGACCUGCAAAACCUGUGCUUGCGACGCCUGAACUGGUGGCUCAGGAGAGUGCAUCACAAUCCGGAUUCAGGUGCCCUGGUAGAGGAGGACCUAUGUGUGUACUAUGCCAUCAAUCAGAUCGCCACGCUGAUGCCUGCACAUUAUAAUUUCUCCCAGACAAUCUCGAACAUUGUGGCGGACUUACUGUGUGACACGAAUAACUUUGCACAUCAUAUCAAUGCAGCAGGCGUAGACCUUGCCAGCUGCCCAACUGUUGUUAACCUGGUGCCAUUUGGCCUAGAAAUGCCACCCCUAGAGGCCAAAGAUAAUGAUAUGGCAUGUCACCUUUUCACUUGCAGCAUUAUUCCAGAUGGCCUGACCUCAUAUUUCAUGGGCUGGGCAAUUCAAUACUUCCACGAGCUGAGAAAACUGAAGCAGGGCUAUCCUGAUUAUAUGAAGGGCAGAGCCUUCAAGGGCCACAACCUUGACUCGAGUUCUCGCAAUAUGCCUGACCUGUCACAUGCACCCAUCUUGGCAGAUUCCCCAGAACUGCUCGAUGAGGAGAUGCUCGACAUGUGUCACUGA
Molecule: messenger RNA, 762 nt
Organism: Laetiporus sulphureus 93-53
Lineage: Eukaryota; Fungi; Basidiomycota; Agaricomycetes; Polyporales; Laetiporaceae
Exons: 3
Coding region: 1-762 (253 amino acids)
Source: RefSeq, a predicted model, not a curated record